AUGUCAUCAAACGCCUAUCCAAAACUUACUGAUGCAGAUGAUAUGGUUUGUAAAAGGUGUGAAGAAAAGUAUUGGAAUGAUGAAUUGCCAAAGUGCAAUAGAUGUGGUAGAUUACAAACUAAGCUAGAUUUUGAUAUUGUUAUUAGUAAGAAUAUUUGCUAUUGUAUUAGAAACAAUAAAGAUUUAGAAGAGAAAGAGCUCCCUCUCUUACCUCAUGAAGAAAUAA
Molecule: messenger RNA, 226 nt
Organism: Funneliformis caledonium
Lineage: Eukaryota; Fungi; Glomeromycota; Glomeromycetes; Glomerales; Glomeraceae
Source: the annotation of a GenBank genome assembly